CGACCGCCGGCGCUGACAGGCGUUGUCUCCUUCGCAGGGACGCGGCGAGAGGGCGAGAAUCCGCGCUUUCAAGGGAGCUGCUCCCGGCUUGGCCCCGCGGGGUCCCACCGCACUCGAGGGGAUGGAGAGCCUCCCCCGAGGCCCCUGCACGGCCCGCGAUCCCACGCUGGUCGGCCCUCGCUAGCUGCUUGAAAUUUGCGUUUUAUCCACCACCUAGGCCUUGUCUCCUGAGUCAGUGGCGUUGUGGUUCGAAAGACAUGGAAGAAAAAGAGCGAUGUGACCGAUUUCGUUCUGUCCUCCUGCUUUGAGGCCUGGUUGGCAUUUGCAGAGAGAAAAAUACAGCAAGAAAAUCGUUGGGGGGUUUUUUGGACGGGGUGGAAAAGGAGGGUGAAAAGGAAAACAAGGUUUUAGAUUUUAUACGAUUUUUUAAAACGUAUGCACUUUGACAGUGGUGGCGAAAUACACUAAUCCAAAAGUUAUCUUUCUAUCGAGAAGAGAGAAGAGGGAGGAUUAUUUUUCCUUUUGAUUCCAACCUUUUCUUCCCGUGACAAAGCAUAAAUCAUGGACACCAGAAAAUAACGUGGACCUCAGGAAUUCUGAAAAGACUGAGAAGCGUACAUUCCUCCUCAGGAGGGAAGGGUGGGGUGUUUUUAGCCCUCUCUGGAAUCUAAAACGAAAAACAUGAGUUGCGUGCCAUGGAAAGGAGACAAGGCUAAAUCUGAAUCAGUGGAGCUGCCCCAGGCAGCACCCCCACAUAUCUACCAUGAGAAACAGCGCAGGGAGCUGUGUGCCCUGCAUGCCCUCAAUAACGUCUUCCAGGACAGCAAUGCCUUCACCCGGGAUACGCUGCAAGAGAUUUUCCAGAGGUUGUCUCCAAACACCAUGGUGACCCCCCACAAGAAGAGCAUGCUGGGAAAUGGGAACUACGAUGUGAACGUCAUUAUGGCAGCACUUCAGACCAAAGGCUACGAAGCUGUUUGGUGGGAUAAGCGCAGGGAUGUUGGCGCCAUUGCUCUCACUAACGUCAUGGGCUUCAUCAUGAAUCUGCCCUCCAGCCUGUGCUGGGGUCCACUGAAGUUGCCACUCAAAAGGCAGCACUGGAUCUGUGUUCGAGAGGUGGGAGGGGCCUACUACAACCUCGACUCCAAACUGAAGAUGCCAGAAUGGAUUGGAGGCGAGAGCGAGCUCAGGAAAUUUCUAAAACAUCAUUUGCGAGGAAAGAACUGUGAACUCCUGCUGGUGGUACCAGAAGAGGUGGAGGCCCAUCAGAGUUGGAGGGCUGACGUGUAAGGCAGUUCUGCCCAACCUUCCCUCACCUCCACCCCAUAAAUCCUCUGUGACAUGCUGUGGCCUAUACCGUGGCUCUGCCCUUGCCACUUUCCCAAACAUCUCAUCGGGUUUUUCCCCUCAGAUUUGACAGUGCAAUAGGACAGACGUGUGGACUGUUUGUUAUAAGAACCAGCCAGCCAUCCUCGUUCCUGGGAAAGGAAAGUAGGAGCUCUGCGUGCUUAGGGCAAGCUAUGGAAGACCCUUGCCGUGUUUAAGAGAGGAGAAAGAAAGGUGGGUCCUAGCUUAUUUUCCCCAUUUCUGUGAGGACUUGACAGAGGCUCUGCUGGAGUUUACUGCUGCUCUGACUCAUCUGGAGAUGCUGCCUCCACUUCCCCUUUCCUGGCAGCCAGUGGGUCUGAAGACACAGUACAUGCAAAGCCUGUGUGGCUGGCCUGAGGGACCCAGAGCAAAAAGGCCUCUCAGGAAACCAUCUCUAGAACCACAGCAGAAGUACAGCAUGCUGUCUCCAACCCUUCCUGCCACCCUCACCCCAUUUUUAAGGGUGGUUUAUGGCCAUCCUUGGAAUUUUAUAAUGAAACGUUUUCUAAUAUUCCACUCCAGGUGGUUAAAUCCUGCAGUUUUGUUGUGUAACAGGAGGUAUCUAAGAGGAUGUGGCCAAAGCCAGACUGGGGCAGGCACGGGCAGCCUGACUGCCUCACUGGCUCACUCCAGCAUUGUCCCUGCUACUGCACCACAGUGGUUUAAGAGGCUCUGGGGGACAAGAUAGGCAAAAGGGCAAUAUUCCCAGUUGACCCACUCUGGCAAAAUCAGGGAAAAAAUGACUGCCUUCGACAUCAAAUUCCACUAGUUUGAGACAGCUGAGCAAGGAAAGUAUUGUGAAGAUAAGUCUUCAGAGAUUGGGAGCAGCUAGAGUUGGCAGAAGUCCUAGACGUGGAGUCACUGUAGUGACAAGAAGCAGAGCCCUCAAGUUGGGUGGAUAUGUGCGUAUGCUUAGGACUUGGGUUUGUCAUCUCUGUAGUUUCCUUUACAGAUCAACUGAGAAUUGACCUGCCCCCUACCUCUUUAAAUAGUUGUAGGCCACUUUUCUCCCCAUAACUUUGGAAAACAAAAGAGGAGGGGAAGUAAGUGUCAUACCAUACUGCCUGUCACCAAAGUGGUUGUGGUUGCCUCAAGCCAGGUGGGCGGGCAGGGAUGGCCUGUCCAACCUUGCAGAUCAGUGGUCUUGGCAGGUCUGAAAGCUGCCCCACUGGCCAGACUUCUCUCCAGCAGCAGAGCCAGCCUGGGGCUUGCAUGUCAAACCUGAGCAAGCUUAACGGGAUGAGGCUGAGGCUCUCUCCCCACUGUGACUGGAGUGCAUGUUUACACCAGCACUUUUCUGCACAUGUAUCUUCAAUCCAACAAGGCCAUUUUUAUGCUGAGUAACAGGCCACCAAGCGGCUACUGCAUUACACCCUCUCAGCAACUGGCCGCAGUCUCUUCUGCACCAUUUUCUACACUAGACCUGCUUGGCACCACAGGGAGCUCUUUCCCCCUGCACAAUGACAUUCCAACCGCCACCAGCCGGAAGUUACAGCCAACCUUGCUGAUUGUCACAAGCAGGACCUUGGGUCCAUUGGCAUUGUCAGUGAUGUAAGCCAUUUCCUGGGAGGAGGAGGAAACUCCUCUCCACCAAUCUGCUAGGGCCUGUGCAAAUGGCACUUCAAAGGAGUCCCCAUGCACUUGGAGUCCAUGAGCCAAUGGAAUAUGCAAAGAUGCUUAAACAUUUCAGGGCUGGUUUCUCUGUUCAUAUCCAAUUCCGGUGCUUAGGAACAGGGACCCAUGCUGAUGCCCAAGGGCAAAAAGCCCCACUUCCUUCAAGGAAGAGGGUGGGCCUGACCCUAAUGCCCAGUAAGGGGCAACCCUAGGCUUUUUGUUUUUCUUGCUUUUAUUCCCCUUUUUUCGUUGGCCUUGUGCUGGGUUUGUUUACAAAAGAUGUAUUUUGUUUAACCAAAUAUUAAAAAUGUAAAAUUCUGUACAUGAA
Vicugna pacos (alpaca) is the source of this 3310-nucleotide messenger RNA. NCBI's taxonomy places the organism in Eukaryota, Metazoa, Chordata, Mammalia, Artiodactyla, Camelidae. The record is from RefSeq and is a predicted model, not a curated record.